AUGGUGCCCCCGGGGAAAAAGCCUGCAGGGGAAACUUCCAAUUCCAAUAAAAAGUGCAAAAGGUAUUUCAAUGAGCACUGGAAGGAGGAGUUCACCUGGCUGGAGUUUGACUAUGAGAGGAAGCUGAUGUUUUGCGCCGAGUGCCGGCAGGCGCUGGUGAAGAACAAGCACGGGAAGGCCGAGAAUGCCUUCACCGUGGGCACCGACAACUUCCAGCGCCAUGCCCUGCUGCGCCACGUCACUUCUGGCGCCCACCGGCAGGCACUGGCCGUGAACUGGGAGCAGCUGGCAUUUGAGAGCCGUGCCCAUGGGCACCACCCGGAGCUGCGCUCGGUCAUCAAGGUGGAAGUGAACCCAGCGAAGGUGGCUGCACUCACUACUGUCUACUGGAUGGCGAAGGAGGAGAUCCCGGAGGAGAAGUUCUCCUCCUUGCUCGACUUCCAGAAGUUCAACCUGUGCCAGGCGCUGCUGGCCCCCGAGCACAGCGACUUCUACCAGCCUGGCAGCGUCGGGGAGAUGCAGGCAGCCAUCGCCAAGGUGCUGCACAACGAGGACAGACACAGGAUCAAGGCCUCACCGUUUGUUGGGCUGGUGGUGGAUGAGACGGUGGACGUCCUGCAGCGCCGCAGCCUCACUGUGUUCACCACCACCGUGUCCCCCUGCAACGGGCAGACUGACGCCACCUUCCUGGGCAGCUUCGAGCUGCCCACCGGGGAGGGCUCCACAGUGGUGGGCAGGGUGGGCGAGGUGGUGCACUCCUGUGGCAUCCCCACCAUGAAGAUCACCUGGCUGAGCGCCAACAGCGCCUCGCUGCUGGCUGAGCGGCCGAGCGGGGUGGGCACCGCGCUGGGCUCCCUCUGCCCGCUGCUGACUGAGCUGCACUGCCUGGCCCAUGGCAGCUCCCUGCUGCCCGCCCAGGGCAUCGGCAGCAUCGAGUACCUCCAGCAGUAUGAGAGCACCCUGGAUGCUGUGUACAGGCUCUCCUCCAGCUUCAGGGGGGAAAGCAGUGGCCUGCAGGAGCUGCGGAGCAUCCUGGACCUCUGUGAGAUAGACCUUGGGAGCCCCAGAGCCAUCCACUGGACUUCUAUCUUCCCAGCUGUGGAAGCCAUCGACUCCUCCUGGCCCACACUGGUGCUGCUCCUGGAGAGCGAGGUGGAGAGGUCGCCUGUGGCACACAGCCUCUGUGAAGAGCUCCGUAAGUUCCAGUUUGUGGCCUUCACCAAGAUCCUCUUGGAUGUCCUUCCCAUCUUCCAGAAACUCAGCCGCUUCUUCCAGAUGGGGGAUGUUGACCUCUCCAUCCUGAAGCCAAUCGUCUCCACCACGGCCACCACCCUGCAGGCCCAGAAGAGCACCAGCGGCCAGAACCUGCAGGAGUUCCUCAGUGAGCUGAAGGAGCACCCGCAGGGUGACCAGGAGGGUGAAAGCCACCUCUGCUACAAGGGCGUGGAGCUGGCCAACUGCUCCAAGGUGCACCUGAAGCACUUUGAGCACCUGAAGGAGACCUACCUGGAAAGCCUGCAGGGCAGCCUGCUGGACAGGUUCCCCAGCAGCGUCCUGGAGGCCAUCAGCUCCUUCUCAGCCAUCUUCAACCCUAAGUGCUACCCUCGGGCUCUGGAGGACAUUGGCAGCUAUGGGGUUGGCGAGCUGAGCUUCCUGCUGCAGGCUUACUCGCGGGUGGUGGUGAGCGAGAGGGCCCUCAGUGACUUCCCCCUCUUCAAGCGCAUCGUCUUCAGUCUCCGGCAGCUCUCCUUCCGGGACCUCUGCGGCAAGCUGGUCUGCGACAGCUCCGAGCUGCAUGAGCUCUUCCCAGACUUUGCCGUGCUGGCUGCCAUCGCCCUGGCACUGCCGCUGGGCUCGGAGCUGUCCCAGAAGCUCAGUAGGGGCCAGGAGCUGCUGUGGCGUGGCCGUGCGCGGCACACAGGGCACCAGAAGCUCUCCGACCUGGUGAAGAUCGCCCUGGACGGGCCGGCCCUCAGCGACUUCGACUUUGCCUUGGCCACCGAGUACUAUGAGAGCAGGAGGGAGUCUGGCUUCAUCGUGGCGCAGGUGAAGUGA
This is a messenger RNA of Indicator indicator, 2055 nucleotides long. RefSeq names its product chromosome 39 C17orf113 homolog (gene C39H17orf113). NCBI's taxonomy places the organism in Eukaryota, Metazoa, Chordata, Aves, Piciformes, Indicatoridae. The transcript is spliced from 2 exons. Bases 1 to 2055 code for a protein of 684 amino acids. The record is from RefSeq and is a predicted model, not a curated record.